CUGACCCAAAACCACUGUUGCCCUUCACACAGAGAAACCAUAGCACAGAAGUGUGAAAAUUGCCCAGUGACUCAGAGAGGGCAUGUGGCAGAACCAGCAGAGAUCCUAGCAGUAUGUGUCACCCCCACAGGUGCUCUGGGGACUCCCAGUUAUACUGCACCCCUUUUCCCUCUAUCCCAGCUGCGUGUCCCCCUCAGGACCCCACAGCAUGGAACCAGUCGACAAUAGCACAGAAUUCUCUGAGUUUUUCCUGAAAGGAUUUUCUGGGUACCCAGCCCUGGAGCACCUGCUUUUCCCUCUGUGCACAGCCAUGUACCUGGUGACACUCCUGGGGAACAUGGCCAUUGUGACGGUGAGCGUGCUGGACACCCGCCUGCACACACCCAUGUACUUCUUCCUGGGCAACCUCUCCAUCCUAGACAUCUGCUACACGUCCACCUUCGUGCCCCUGAUGCUGGUCCACCUCCUGUCAGCCCGGAAGACCAUCUCCUUCGUGGGCUGCGCCAUCCAGAUGUGCCUGAGCCUGUCCACGGGCUCCACGGAGUGCCUGCUGCUCGCUGUCAUGGCCUUCGACCGCUACCUGGCCAUCUGCCGGCCCCUCAGGUACCCCGUGCUCAUGAGCCCCCGGCUCUGUCUGCUGCUGGCGGGAGCCGCGUGGGGCCUCUGUCUCGUGAAGUCGGCGUCAGAGACCAUCAUCGCCAUGAGGCUGCCCUUCUGCGGCCACCGCGUGGUCAGCCACUUCACCUGUGAGAUCCUGGCAGUGCUGAAGCUGGUGUGCGGCGACACAGCAGUCAGCGAGGCCUUCCUGCUGGUGGGGGCCAUUCUGCUGCUGCCGGUGCCCCUGACGUUCAUCUGCUUGUCCUACACGCUGAUCCUGGCCACCAUCCUGAGGGUGCCCUCGGCCGCCGGGCGCCGCAAGGCCUUCUCCACCUGCUCUGCGCAUCUGGCCGUGGUGAUGCUUUUCUACGGCACCGUCAUCUUCAUGUACAUGAAGCCCAAGAGCAAGGAGGCCCACGUCUCUGACGAGGUCUUCACGGUCCUCUAUGCCGUGGUCACUCCCAUGCUGAACCCCGUCAUCUACAGCCUGAGGAACAAGGAGGUCAAAGAGGCUGCCAAGAAGGUGUGGGGCAGGAGACAGGCCUCCAAGUGAGGGGGUAGGGACCCUGCAGAGGGGUCUACAUGGCUGCGUCUGCCUCCAGUGAGGACAGGAAUGAGGGCAGGGCUGGGGGUCUGGAAGCUUCAUGCAGAAAGGGAGCACCAAGUCCCACUGGUAAGGCUACAGUAGCUCCCAGAUGCUGCUCUCUCCCUAGAACUGCCCCGGGUCAGUUUUGCUGUUGUUGCUGUUGUUGUUGUUGUUGUUGUUUUGACUCCAGGGUUAUCGCUGGGGCUCAGUGCAGGCACUAAGAAUCCACUACUCCUGGCAGAUUUUUUUUUAAUUUUAUUGGGUAGGAAAGAAAGAAAUUGAGAUGGGAGAAAGAGAUAGAGAGAUGCCUACAGACCAGCUUCACCACUUGUGAAGUGACCUCCGUGCGGGUGGGGAGCUGAGGGCUCAAACCAGAAUAAGGUUUUUGUUUUUGUUUUUGUUUUUUUAAUAAAUGAGCAUUAUCAGUAUAAAGAUGACAAUACCAGAACCUGUGUCUUUCCCAACUCUGAGCAGAGCUGGGUUGGAAUUCGUAGGUAAAAAGAGUGGCUUAGCGCCCCCUGUGAGGUGGCAAUAGAGACCGUGCUAAGCCUCAGUCAAGAUGCCCAGUCUUCUCUAACCACCACGACAAUACCCCCAGCAGCCCAGGGCCUGGGUUCCCAAAUCUCCCCGUUCCCAGUAGCCCAGCAGGUCCCAGGGCGUCCUGGCUGCCACCUAAGCCUCAUUCAGGGAGUCUGGCUCCUUAGGUGUGUUGGGAUCAUCUGGAUGUUGGGAGCUCUAAACAUGCCAGCUCUUCUGCCCCCUGGUGGAAGGAGUUCUCAGUCCCCCUUCUGUCUCCUGUUUCCUGUGGGGGUGAGAACAAAAGAGAGAGAACUCUGACUUUGUACAACUCCACAAGUCACAGCUAGAGACACUCAGUCUUCUGUGACCAAGCCAGAGUGAAAGCCUUGGAGUUCGGGGCUCAUCCUCUGGGCAUUGAGGGUUUGCAAUCAGAUUUACUUCUAGAAAGAUCACUGAUUAGAUGCUUUUUCCACCCAUGAAAUUGGUGAAAUUUUUUCCACUUUUUCUUGGGGGGGGUGGUCCAGUAUAGUUGCCGACACAUGGUAUGACCCUCCCCUCCCCAUUGUAGGUGUCUGCAAGACACUCUCCACCACUUAGGUCCUCUUCCAUCACCACAUCCCGGGACUCCAGCACCCCUCAAUCCUAUUCCUCCCUCUCCUUCCUCAGAGUCCUUUGCUUUGGUGCAAUCCACCAAAAAUUGGUGAAUUUUCAAAUGUCUGUUGUUACCUAAGUGGAAGUAGGUGAUGUCAUGAACUGCUGGAUGGGGUGGGAAUAAAUGACAUAAACUUCAUGGAAACUCUGAGUCAAGAGAUUUAAGAUUUCCAGAACCUCUCACCCAACACCUGUGCUUCUAGAGAGUUAGUAAAAGAAAAUACAAAUGAUUAUUCAUACAAACAACUAUGUACAAGGAUUUUAGUUACAGAGUUAUGUCAGAAACAAACAAUUAUAAGAAUCUCAAUGUUAAGUCAUAGGAGGAUGGGUGAAUAAAUCCUGGUAGAGUCCCCUGAUCAAAUAUAAUGCAGCCAUAAGAAAUCUUAUUUUUAAUAUGAUAUUUAAGAAUGAGACAAACAUGUAAUUAAUUAAAUU
This is a messenger RNA of Erinaceus europaeus (western European hedgehog), 2788 nucleotides long. Its product is annotated as olfactory receptor 13J1. The transcript has a single exon. Gene Ontology annotation, molecular function: olfactory receptor activity; G protein-coupled receptor activity. The record is from RefSeq and is a predicted model, not a curated record. Gene Ontology annotation, cellular component: membrane. Gene Ontology annotation, biological process: G protein-coupled receptor signaling pathway. The coding region runs from base 209 to 1150 and encodes 313 amino acids. Lineage: Eukaryota; Metazoa; Chordata; Mammalia; Eulipotyphla; Erinaceidae.